Penaeus vannamei (Pacific white shrimp) is the source of this 1284-nucleotide messenger RNA. RefSeq names its product nematocyst expressed protein 3-like. NCBI's taxonomy places the organism in Eukaryota, Metazoa, Arthropoda, Malacostraca, Decapoda, Penaeidae. The record is from RefSeq and is a predicted model, not a curated record.
CGUGUACAAUAGCUCAUAGCGCAAUCCAGAGACAUGAAGGCAGUCGUGAUCUUGGCCCUGUUGGGCGCCGCCUGCGCCGCCCCAACCUUCGUGGUGCCAUACACGGGCGCCGUGGUGGGUGCUCCCUACGCCCACGCCGUGGCCCCCGUGUCCUACGCCAGCCAGCACCACGCCCAGGAUGAGCUAGGCCAAGUCAACUACGGUUUCGCUCACGCCGGCCAGGCCAAGAACGAGGUGCGCGACGCCUUCGGCAACGUCGCCGGCGCCUACUCCUACGUGGAUGCCGACGGCAAGCCCGUCGUGGUGGAGUACACCGCCGGCGUCAACGGCUUCCAGGUCAAGAGCAACAACCUGCCGGUGGGUCCUGGCGUGCCCGAGGCCGUCGCCGUCGCCGGCCCGAGCCCGUCGAAGACACUCCGAAGUCGCCGCCGCCAGGGGCCGACUUCCAGGCCGCCUUCGACGCCGCCGCCGCCGUUCCCUCGCCGCCGCCGCCCCGCCCCCGUCGCCGACACACCUGAGGUCACUGCGGCCAAGCUCGAGUUCCUGCAGGCUUAUAACGCCGCCGCCGCCGCCGCUGCCGCCGCUCCCGACGACGAGGAAGAGGUCAUGGCCGAGGCCGCAGAGGCAGUCACUGAGGCCGCAGAAGCAGUCACUGAGGCCGCCGUCGAAGCUGCCGAAGAAGCCACCGACGCCCCUGCUGAGGCUGCCGAGGAGGUCCCAGCGGAAGAGGUCGAAGCCGAAGAGACCGCCGAGGAGGCCGCUCCCCUCGUAGCCCCCGAGCCCGUCAUGGACACCGAGGAGGUGGCACUGGCGAAGGCGGAGUUCGAGGCUGCUUUCGCUGCCGCCGCCGCCGCUGCUGCUGCCGAUGAGGUCCCUGAAGUGAUGGUUCCCGAGGGCGCGCCAGAGGCUGUGAUGGACACCGCCGAGGUCGCCGCCGCCAAGGCUGAGUUCCAGGCCAGCUUCGACGCCGCCGCUGCCGCCGCCGACGCAGCCCCUGACUUCGACCUGGACGGUUCCGUCAGCCGCUACAGUGGCUACCUGUCCGCCGUCGACGGCUCUCUGUCGCCAUACUACACCAACACGCUGCCCUUCGGUGCCUACGGCGUCCACGCUGUGGCCGCCCCUGUGGCCGCCCCGCGCACGUGGUCGCCCCGUGGCCUACCACGGCGUCGGUUACACGCCCUUCGUCGCUGCCUGAGCGGACCCGACCGUCUCCUUCCCGCUAUGAGAGUUUUGUACAUAAUUGUGUCAGCUUCCAGUUUGAAUUAAACAAGCCGAAAACGC